AUGAUCUCCACAUCCAACAGCAGUGCUGGUGACCAGCUGCGGCGCGCAAAGUCGACAUCAUCGGCCAAAACAACAUCAUCUGGACACAAGCGAUUGUCGACCUCGAUCGACCCGUUUCUUACCCGCCAGCAGGCAGAGACCGCGGCAGUCCAAGCAUACGAGCGCGCUCGAAUCAACGAUGAACCAGCGCCGAGACCUGUGCCUCCGAAGCUGGAGCGACGCAGAAGCCAGAAGGCUGGCAGGUCGGAGGGCAGCCACUUUCAAGACGCCAGGAAACGGUCCAUCGCGAGGGAAGGCGAAGGCACACGAGCAAAGUCUUCGCAAUCUCGACAUCAAAGGUCUAUGAGCCGCAUGCGAUCGCAAGAUUUGGAUGGAGAGCGAGUCAUCACCCGGCGGAGGUCUAUCAUACCACCAGCGACCGAGAUCCGGCAGACCCAAGCGAAUCCAUCGUCUUCGAUGUCCACGACUGGUCGCCAUGUUCGGAGACGUCAGUCGGAGUAUAGCGACGGUAGUCCAGCGCCUCGCUACUCGCAGACCAUCACUGACGGCCACACUUCUUUGCAGCCUGCAGCAUUACAUGGAGGCCCCAGUGAUGGCUAUGGCGGCAAUCUGGCCAACAUGUCCACCUUUGGAGCUCCAGAGGAGAGCUUUGCGCCGCAGACAGCCGACUUCGAGCAGGUUCCUCGUGGUAUUCCGACAACAGAGCACAUUCCGGUUCCUCCAAUAUCGCAGACCAACCGUCUGAAGGAGAGAAAGUCUUUCUUUGGCACUUUCCAGAAGCGGCGCGCCAACGCGGUCGUGGACAACUUCGACAAUUCCCUGCCACCCUUCAACCGCGCCGAUCAUGAUGUCGCUGCUCCCAUACCAACAAAUGUCACCACCGUAGCUGGCAUCAAAGUCCAGCAAAGGUCGCGAAACUUUUCAGACUCUCUCAAAGGGCGGCUAAAAAAAGUGUUCCGAAAGAAUACGAAAGCGUCAAUUACUCUGCCGGCUCAACAAGUUGAAUCCAGAGAGUUCCACUUCAGCAUUCGCGACACUGAUGUAAGCGAGGUAGACGACACAGCUUCCGUGGACUUCGGUGACCCCUUCAUGACGGUUGCAGCUGAGAAUCCAAAAGGCACACCCGUGGCCAACUUGGAAUCCGCAAGAUCUGGAUUCAGCUCCGCACAGCAGAGCGACGGUAAGUCGAGAGUGACCAGUUGGGCGAACUCGACCGUGGCUGGAGUAUCCAGUAUCCGUUCCAACCAUGGACCUUAUGCCACGACAUUUAUGCCUCAAGCCAUCAAGCGCGUAGACAGCCAUCAUUCUCUCCGGAAGGCCAGUUCAUUCUUCGGCCGUCCCAUCCACAGCAAGCUGCAAAGAGCCAGUAAAGCAGAUCUCGGUGGUUCGGAGGAGAGCCAAGGCCUGUACGCCGCCCUCCAGAAGCGUAUCCGACCAUCACAAUCCAUGGAUCCCGUACAUGGAGGGGCCUCCUCGACCUUGAAAGAGAGCGUCGAGUCUCGUACGACCUCCGCACUGGCGACUGUGCCGUCCCAAAGGCAAUACAGCCAGUCAAUGGCAAGCGUAAGAUCACGGGCGGCCUCCACUGUUCGUCCAGUUACGCCGCAAGGUCCAGUCGUGCAGAAAAUCGAGGUGCCUUCUCCGGUCCAUGAAGUGCUCAGCCCUGACGUCGAGACCGAUGUUGAUAAUACAGUCAUUCACCACGAGCUCGAUUCCUCACAAUCCACGCCGCAAAGUGCUCUAAAGCGACGGCCAGCUACCAAAGCGCCGCCACCAAGCCAAGACCAGCUGCGACGCAGGAUGGAGCGCUCAAAGAAUAGAUGGCGUUCCACUCUGGAUGAGCGCUCGGCCGGACCGUACUACUCAAAUAAGAUCGCCACAAUGGAUGACAACCCAUACGAGCUGCCAUCGCUUAGUCGAACUGAACCUCAUGCUACUCCUGAGCAUGAUCUCCCGCAUCAUGCCAGAGUUGAUGACGGCAUACUUUCAGUCAAAGCAGAUGCUUUGUCUCCGAGCGUCUAUUCUCGCGCGACAGACGGCGCUUCGCCGCGCGCAUCAACUCCCGAGGAUGUCGGGCUUACGACCAUCACCAUUACCGGCCGUGAGGUCACAAAGUACGAGAUCUCACCUGCGAAACCUACCCGGCAUGGCCCUCGGACCGGCAGUAAGGAGUGGCGUCGCUGGCUGUCCGACGAGAUGAACAAUUGGAAUUGUGACAAGAAGGACUUUGCACUCCCACGUAAUACUCUAGACAGUUCAGUCGCUGAAUACGCCGCUGCACGGUGUGGCGCCGGCCCUGAGCCUGAGCAAGUCGCUGUCGGACGUGGCUCUCGGCCAAGUUCUGUAUCCCCGGUCAUGUAG
Lecanosticta acicola is the source of this 2361-nucleotide messenger RNA. The record is from the annotation of a GenBank genome assembly. Lineage: Eukaryota; Fungi; Ascomycota; Dothideomycetes; Mycosphaerellales; Mycosphaerellaceae.